Myxocyprinus asiaticus (Chinese sucker) is the source of this 6118-nucleotide messenger RNA. Its product is annotated as Golgi integral membrane protein 4-like. The record is from RefSeq and is a predicted model, not a curated record. NCBI's taxonomy places the organism in Eukaryota, Metazoa, Chordata, Actinopteri, Cypriniformes, Catostomidae. The transcript is spliced from 16 exons. Gene Ontology annotation, cellular component: Golgi apparatus; Golgi membrane. The coding region runs from base 351 to 2342 and encodes 663 amino acids.
AGCUUUAGGUGACACGUAACUAAAGGUGCGAUUAGGCCUCGUUAAAACGUCACAUUAAAUGUGUUUAUAGGUUAAAAAGGUCUUUGCAUUAUGUAAGAAACACCUCAAAGCGUUGGCCCAGCAAGAAGACGGAAUACAAGCGAAUUGUUUUCUGUUUUGACUGUCUGUGGAAACUUUGCUAGAACUUGAGACUUUUUCAAAGGCAUUUUUUAAAAAUCAGAAAUGCACGCAUGUAGUCUUCAUGCAUCUGACCAAAAGCAUACAUUUUCAUGAGGAAUUUCGAGGGGGAGGGGGGGACAAAGUUGUUUCUGUACUGAGGAGUGAAAAGGAAAUAACCUCCAGGAGCGACAAUGGGAAACGGCGUGUGUUCCAGGAAGCAGAAGAAGAUUUUCCAGACUCUUCUACUGGUCACGGUGGUCUUUGGGAUGAUCUACGGUGGGAUGGUAUCUUAUGAGAUGCAUAAAGAGCUGAAGAGGACAGAAGCGAUGGCUCAGAAGUAUCAGCAGCAUCAGGAGUCCCUGUCUGCUCAGCUUCAAGUUGUCUAUGAGCAUCGCUCCAGAUUGGAGAAAUCUCUUCAGAAGGAGCGCAUGGAACAUAAAAAAGCCAAAGACGAUUUUCUUGUGUACAAACUAGAGGCUCAGCAGUCCCUCAAUAAAGAAAAGCAAGAUGCCAGCAUCAGGUUUAAUUCUCUGCAUGCCCAGCAUCAGAUGUUAAAGAACCAGCACGACGAUUUAAAAAAGCAGUAUUAUGAACUGCAAGAGCGACAUCAGCUACAAGGAGAUGAACACAGUAAAGCAAUAGAUGAGCACAAACAGAAACUCGACCAACUUCAUCAGACUAAAGAGACGGAGAUUUCUAAGCUCAAAGAUAAUGUAUAUAACCUACAUGAGGAGAACAAACAGUUGAGAAAAGCUCAUCAGGAAAUCUAUGUGCAGCUUCAAGAUACCAGGCAACAGCACAAGAACUUAAAAUCAGCCCAUGACCAGCUUGUGUUGACCCUGGAAGACCACAAGGGUGCGCUAGCAGCAGCUCAGGUCCAGGUGAAUGAAUAUAAACAGCUGAAGGAAACUCUGAUUAAGAUGCCCCGUCUCAGGCAAAAAGCAGGGCAGCUGCAGCCACCUGUAGCUGCUCAGUCCUCCCAGCCAGUCCAGAACAGACAGGCUGCCAACCAAGAGGAAAGGCAUCAACCCCAGGACACACAGUCACAGCUGGAGAAACCGGAGAAGGUGGAGCCCCAGCUGCCCCAAUCACAGCACAGGGAGGAGGACGGAGAGAUGGGAGGAGCCGAGGAGAGGAGGAGAGAGCUGGCAGAGGAGGAGAUGGAGCAGGCGGGGCAGCCUCAGAAACUGGAGGAGGAGUUUGAUUUGGCUCGUAAUGAGGUAGAGGAGGAGCCACAUGCCAACCAACCAAAAGAGAAUGCACUAGAGAGGGAGCAGCGUCAAGCUCAUCAAGUGGUGGCACCGGCGGAGGCUCAGGUGCAGCAUGCGCAGGUGGAGCGGGUGAAGUCUGCAUAUGAACAGCAGCAGGAGCAGCGGCGUCUGGCUGUGCAGGUGGCAGAAGAGCGCAGACAGCUGCACCUGCGUCAGGAGGCCCUGCAGAGGCAGCAAUUGCAGCAUCAGAAGGAGAGAGAGGAGCAACUGCGUCUACAGAGAGAGAGAGAGGAACAGCAGAACAGAGAAGCUGAUCUGAAAGAGCAACAACUACAGCAGGAGAUGAUCAGAAAAAAGUCACAGUAUGAAAACAUGGAUGCUGAUAUAAUCCAUGGAGAGGACGAUCCACAGAUAUCUGAGGAGAAUGAGAGGGACAUACACCAUCAGGUGCCAAGGCAAGGUGGAGAAGAACAUAUUCACCAUGAGCAGCGCCCUAUAGAAGCAGAUGUUGACCCUAAAGAUGACCCGAACAAUCAGGGCGAGGAUGAGUUUGAGGAGGCAGAGCAGAAUCAGCCCCAUGAGAAGGAGGAGGAAGAACCGGCGCCUGCAGGUCACCCAGACAUGCACCUGCACAGAGAGCAUCAGCACCAGCCCCCCGCUCAAGAACAGCUUGUGAUGGCUGGAAAUCCAGAUCAACAGGAAGACAAUGUGGAUGAACAGUACCAGGAAGAUGGGGAUGAUGAGGCCCAGGAUGAGCUGCUAGAGAAUCAGAAGCCUGCAGCUGUGAGAGAGGAAGAAGGAGACCCAUAUAAUGAGGAGAAUGGAGAACAGGAAGAGGCCAGAGACAAGGAUGUAGAAGUGAAAGAGGAUAAACAGCCCGCCCAAGAUCUCAAUGAGGAGAACUACGAAGAGGAAGAUGAGGAGAAAGAGGGCAAUGGUGAUAAACCACCCCAUCGCAGGGCAGAAAUGUGAGAAAGACAGCUAGUCGCUGCCACCAUUCUUAAACUCUGUGCCAGGCAAAGGUUCUCGUGAGCAGGAAACAGAUUUCUGUUCUGGUCUGCGUGACUCUGCAACUGAGAUGCACAAAAAAGAUGCUGAACAGUCAACCUCUUGCAGACCAAGCAGAUGCUGCUGUCUGCUAUACUGUACAUCUGUCUGUCUAUCUUUUAUUUUGUUGUUACAUAGGUCUUGCUUGUAAUUCCAUGUUGCACAUUUCUUCAACUGGAUUUUAAAAGCACAGAUUUUUCCACCAAACAUUCUAGCACUGAAAGAGUUUUCCCAGGUGCCAUUUAUCAAUUUAAAAUAUUUUAUUUUUCAUGUGGCUGCACAUUUAAGAUAAAUUCUGUCUUUGGAGUAAAACUGAAACGGUUUUAGAAAAUGUAGACUUCAGCUCUUUAAAUGGGUGAGUCUCAAAAAACUGUCAAGAAAUAUCCUUUUUUUUUUUUUAUCCUAAAAUCAAAAGAAAAAUAAAUAUAUUUUAAGUAAAGAAAUGUAAGCCUAUCUUAAGACCGUUUAAAAUUUCUCACAUUGUGACUUUGUUUUCAUGGUAUUUAAACACCCCCUCUCAAUUCUCAGUAGCCUAAUGCGAAAAAAACAAAAAAACAUUCCAUUACAAAAAUGCUAAAUAAUAAUAAUAAUAUAUUAUUUAAAUUGUGAAGUACCAUUUUAAGUAUACAUAAUGGUGGCGUUUGUUGUACAGAAUUUAAUUUAUGCCAGAAAAAAAAACAAAGUACAUUUUAUAUUUAGUCAAAUAGCAAAGAGGUUUUCAAACUGGGGUCAGAGGAAAAUUUCAGAUAUUUUUUUUUUAUUUUGUUAUUUUUAUAUAUAUAUAUAAACAUUUUCCAAAUUUGAAAAUAGUACCAUUUUAUUCUGUUUUCCAAGGACAAAAAAAAAAAAAAAAGUUCAAUUGAAAUAAAUAGGUUUUCUUCAGGUUUAUACAUCUAGCAGGACUCUUAUAGUGGGUAAAAACAAGAAAUGUGAUCAAGUUAAUACUUAUAUAAAUAUAUAAAUAUAAAUAUAGUCCAUGUAUUUUGGCCUUUGUAGAAUGGCAACAUAAAAUCAAAUUACACAUAACAUGUCUUUAUAAUAUAAAGACAAAAUGAGGAAGCAAUUCGUCAAACAAAAGCCAACAAUAUCCGCAGUAUUGCACUGCCAAGUUCUCUCCGUAGCUGUAGUUGUACAGAAGUUAGAGCAGAAGAAUUAUUAUUUUUAUUUUUUUAUACACUGCCUGGCCAAAAAAAAGGGGGAUAAUUGAUGGGAUAACCUGGUCAUUCAGUACAUUCAGGUAGUCAGCUGACUUCAUUUUAUUGCCGCAUAAUGUUGCUGAGCCGAGACCUGACCGAUUGAAGCAACCCCAGAUCAUAACACUGCCUCCAGAGUCUUGUACAGUGGGCACUCUGUAUGACGGGUGCAUCGCUUCAUGCACUUCUCUUCUUACCCUGACGUGCCCAUCACUUUGGAAUAGGGUAAAUCUGGACUCAUCAGACCACAUGACCUUUUUCCAUUGUUCCACAGUCCAAUCUUUAUGCUCCCAAGCAAAUUAAAGUAGUUUUUUUUCUGAUCAGCCUCACUAACAAGUGGCUUUCUUGUGGCCACACAGCUGUUUAGUCCCAAUCCUGUAAGUUCUCGUCACAUUGUGCGUGUGGAAAUACUCUUACUUUCACUAUUAAACAUAGCUGUGAGUUCUACUGUUGAUUUUUUUAAUGAUGUGACUUCACCAAGUGUUUUAGUGAUCUCCGAUCACAAUCAUUCAAGAUUUUUUUCGACCACAUUUCUUCCGUGAAACUUGCUGUUCACCACUAUCCUUCCUGGUUUUAAUAAUGCGUUGGACAGUUCUUAACCCAAUUCCAGAGAUUUCAUAAAUCUCCUUAGUUGUUUUCUUUGCCUGAUGCAGGCCAAUAUUUUGCCCCCUCUGAAACACAGUAACAUCUUUUCCACAACCACGGGAUAUGUCUUCUGAUAUGGUUGUUUAAGAAAUGAGAAGCUACACACUGCAUCAAUUAGGGUUAAAAGAACUGUUGCCAGAUGAAACAUGCAAUAAUGAUCCAAUCAUAGGCUCUUAAGGAUCUGCUUAUUUAAAUCCAAACAGCAACUUUUUUUUUUUUUGUUUUUUUUGGCCAGGCAGUGUAUAACUAUAGAAUAAUACAAAAUUAUUAUAAUAAAUGUGGCCAGACUGUGACAUUUUUAAAGACUGUAGUACAAUAAUGAGAAUUAGACAUUUUUUGCAUUACAGUAGUGAGAAUUUAGAGUGUGCUUAAUUUUCAUAAAAUAAUGUCACAAUGCAAAAAAAAAAUAAAUAUAUAUAUAUAUAUAUAUAUAUAUAUAUAUCUAUAUAUAUAAUAUCUUAAAAAAUGGGCUUAAUGUUCUUCAUGCAAAAUAUACAGUGUUUUAUUUUUCCUCUUGAUUUUUGGUGAGAUUUACCCAAAUAUGACUACAAUUUUUAUGGACUGGCAGCAAUCACCAGACAGCCUUGAAUCCUAACCUGGCGUUGUCCAUGCAGUUGUCUCUCAGUCAAACAUGCUUAAAAUAACUUAAAAUAACUAAUAAAUAAUGCAGUGUUGGCUUACUGCAUCAUCUGUGAGACUGCCAAGGUGCUUGGGUUAAUAGAUGUCACUACAUGAAUGUUUACAUGUAAUUCAAGCAGAUAUACGUAGCUGUUGACAAAUCAUUGUUUUUAAAUGUUAAAAAAAAAUGGUAUUUAUCUUACGGGAUUAGUGCUUAUGCUGCCUUAAAUUGAAUGAAAAUCAUUCAGUUAAAUACUGAUUUCAUUGUGAAACAAUCAAAUUUCUUUCUCAAAAUUUUUUUCUACAUACCAUGAAGUGCCUCGUUGAGACUGUAUUGAAGACUAUUAACAAGGUUAUUUAGCUACUGAUCUCAUUGUUGAAGGUUCUGCCAGUUCAAAUCUGCCAAUUAGUGUUCUAGUUUUUACUAGUACUGGUAUUCUACAUGUUACUGGACCUGGGUUUCAAAGUCUUAUUGUCACAGAAAUCAAUGCCACAUUGAAAAUGAUAGUUGAUAAGAGGCAAAUAUUCAGACGAACAAUUUGUAAAGAAAACAUUACACAAAGUUUGCACAAUACACAAAAAGUUUAGCUUACUCAAAACGAUUUGUCCUGAAUGUAUGCUAGAUCACUACAAUAUUGAAAUAUUGUAUUUAUUUUGUCUUGUAUUUACUGUUUUUUGAUAUUAUACAAAACAAUUUUUUUUUUUUUUGUUUUCAAUCUUUUUUAUUUUACUCUACAAAUAGGAUUUUUUUUUUUUUUGGAUUUAUUAGCUGUAAUACUGGUGAAACCAACUUUCUCUUAAUGGAUUCACCCAAAAAUGAAGAUUCUGUCAUCGUUUACUCACUCUCUAGUUCCAGAACCAUGUGACGAUUUAUGACAACCUCAGUCACCAUUCACUUUAUGAGCAUUUUAUUUACAAUGGAAGUGAAUGGUGACCGAGGCUAACAUUCUACCUAACAUCGUCGUCUUCUGUUCCAUGAAAAGAAGAAAGUCGUAUGAGUUUGGAACAACAUGAGGGUGAGUAAAUAAUGACAGAAUUGUCAUUUUUAGCUUGUUUAGCUCUGUUUAAUACAUUAUAUGUUAAAUAAUAAAUAUCUGUAUGUGUAUAGAUUUUUUCCCCAAAAAAGUUUUGUAAAAGUAUGACAUAUAACCUUUCUGAAAAUUAUUUACAGAGAAAUACUUGAGCCAUUUUGUUGAUAAUGGUAUGUGAGAGGAAUAAAAAUAUUGGUGGAUGAUUUAAUAUUAA